UCGCAGAAACAGGACAUGAGACUGAUAUUGCUGGUUGCCUUGACAGCGUUGGUACCCACGUGCUACGACGCAACUGUAAUUCUUCCGCCUAGGCCCAAUGGGUGUACAAAGGAUGGACGCUUCUUUCCAUGUGGAAAUUUCGUUGACCCCAGCGAUAAGUGUAAUACUUGCGAAUGCUCUGUUGGUGGUAAUUACAAGUGCUCCAAGAGGGUCUGCCCAGCAGUGAACUGUGGCAAGAACCUGCAGACGUCUGACGGCUGCUGCCGCACGUGCGCACCCAUAUGUGCCUUCGCCCUGUGCCCCCCGCUGAACUGUCCCGCAAACCAGAGGAGAUUCAGAUCUGAUUCCUGCUGUGCUGAAUGCUCCGGAAAUAAAAAAGAAGAAGACAGCAGCGAUAGUAGCGACCACCACACAAGCUCUGAUAAUAAACCUCGUCGUGGUCUUGUAAAUGCAAACAAGGGAGGCAGAGGAUCAUUUGGGUCUAAAACCAGCGAUAAUAAUUCAUCGAAAACCAGCAAAGGUGGGCAUGGACCAAAUCGUGGUCGAGGGACAUUUGGUAAAAAUGGAAGAAACCGUGGCCAGGGAGUUAAUAAAGGUCAAGAUCCAUUCGGCCUGAAGACGAGCGAUCACCACACAUCGAAAUCCAGCAGGGGUAGAAAUGGUGCUAACCGUGGCCGCGGACCAUUCGGGUCUAAGACUAGCGAUCACCAUACCUCGAAAUCCAGCAAAGGUAGAAAUGGUGUUAAUCGUGGCCGCGGACCAUUCGGUUCUAAGAACAGCGAUCACCAUACCUCGAAAUCCGGCAAAGGUGGAUUUUGGCCCAACGACAAAGAUACAAAUGCCUAUUAGAUACGGGAUGGAUGUCACCAAUAUGUGUAUUGAAUUAUGACAGAGAAUUUUCUUUUUUUGCAAUACUGCGAAUAAAGAAAAGUGAACAAACCCGAUCAGUUGUCCAUGUGCAAUUCUCUUUCUGAGUUAGUUUUAUACAUAAACACAUGCAUACACAUUUAAAUUGAUUCAACUAGACAGACGUUGCGAUUUCAAAACAAAC
This is a messenger RNA of Dreissena polymorpha, 1051 nucleotides long. RefSeq names its product hornerin-like. Lineage: Eukaryota; Metazoa; Mollusca; Bivalvia; Myida; Dreissenidae. The record is from RefSeq and is a predicted model, not a curated record. Gene Ontology annotation, molecular function: protein binding. The transcript is spliced from 3 exons. The coding region runs from base 16 to 849 and encodes 277 amino acids.